UCAAAACCCUCUGGUUUCAUCUGAAUCCGUUUGAUGAGCUCAUGUUUUGUGUUCAGCUCUCAGAAGAUCAGGACGUUGACCAAAGCUCUGACUCCAUCGUUCCUGAGGUUCGGUGGAACGAGACAAGACUUCAUGGUUUUCACUCCUCAGAGGAAACAUCUGGAAACAUCAGGCGUCGCUGCAGCUCCGUCCUGUGAUGAAGAGGCGUUGCCGUCGUGGUUGGAGGACAGACUGAAGAAGGAGUGGAAGACGCAGCAGCUGAUCCUGAUGAGAGAAGACGCUCAGAGGAAGUACAGGAAGGUCAAGUUCACAGAGCUGACCGUGGACCUGCUGAACUCGUUCUCCAGCUGUUCGGGGACGGAUCUGAUCUUCGGGCUGAACGCUCUCCUCAGAACAGACGACAACAGCUGGAACAGCAGCAACGCUCGCUCCCUGCUGCAGUACUGCGAGUCCAGACGCUACGCCGUGUCCUGGGAGCUGGGAAACGAACCCAACAGUUUCGUGAAGAAGGCCGGGAUCCGAGUGGACGGACAUCAGCUCGGAAAGGACUUCACCCGUCUCCGAGAGAUGAUGUCAGAGUCCAAAUUUUACCAUGGCGCCGGGCUGUACGGGCCGGACGUGGGCCAACCGCGAGACCACAGGAUCGACAUCCUGGAGGGGUUCCUGCAGAGCGGAGCGGACGCCAUCGACGCCUGUACCUGGCACCAUUACUAUGUGAACGGCAGAGACACGUCCCUGGAGGAUUUUCUGGAUCCAGAGAUUCUCGACUCUCUGACGUUAAAGGCCAAAGAAGUUCUGAGGAGAGUAAAGACGGCGUCCCCGGGGAAGGCGGUUUGGCUCGGAGAGACGAGCUCGGCGUACGGAGGAGGAGCUGUGGGUCUGUCUGACGCGUUCGUCGCAGGAUUCAUGUGA
This is a messenger RNA of Paralichthys olivaceus (Japanese flounder), 912 nucleotides long. The record is from RefSeq and is a predicted model, not a curated record. NCBI's taxonomy places the organism in Eukaryota, Metazoa, Chordata, Actinopteri, Pleuronectiformes, Paralichthyidae.